Messenger RNA from Physella acuta, 1759 nucleotides. RefSeq names its product 32 kDa beta-galactoside-binding lectin-like. NCBI's taxonomy places the organism in Eukaryota, Metazoa, Mollusca, Gastropoda, Physidae. The record is from RefSeq and is a predicted model, not a curated record. Gene Ontology annotation, molecular function: carbohydrate binding.
CCGACCGCCAUUUUUCCUUUUGCGUGUCCCAACUUUGUGUGGUGAGCUGCCUGUCAGAAGUUGCUUUUAAAUCGAAACCACAACUAUUCAAAAAGUUUGAAGGUGUUUUAACAUAGCAGUGUAGGUACGUGACAACAAAUUUGUUUAGCAAGAUCAUGCUGUUGGGACUGCAGACUUUGCUAUCUUUUCUGGCCAGCUUUUUGUUGGUUAAAGGUGACAACAUCACCUACCAUCACAACUACAAGCGCAGUUUUACACCAACUUCUGUGUAUCGCUUACCUUACUACGGCCAAAUUCGGUAUACGAUUUACGAUGGUAAAGAGAUUAUUAUUGAUGGAAGCCUCCCUUCUAGAGGAACAAGGACGACUUUGGAGCUAUGCGAUACCAACAGAUGCAACAACCAUGUUCCAAUCCACGUAUCAUUCCGACUGAACACAAACCAAAUGAUGGUCAGCUCUAAGACAGCUGGGAAGUGGAACCGCGAAAUUAACGUGGGCUCGAGCCCUGUGACCAAAGGACAGACUUUCACCAUCAAGUUCAUCAUUCACAGCAACAAGAUCAGGAUUUACAACAAGCAGAGAUUAGUGUAUGAUUUUAUAAACCCCAUUACCUUCGACAACAUCCAAUUUAUCUCCAUUCGUGAUAAUGCAGUUGUGACUUCGAUCCUGUAUUCUAAUUCAAACAUUGUUAUUCCAAGAUCAGCACACGGACAAUAUAUCAUUUUACAAGCCACACCCACAAGUGCUGAGAGGUUUACCUUUACGAUCGAGUGCCGGUACGACGUCACCAUGCAGCUUGAGGCCUUGUUUAACUUCGAAGGAGAUGAGAAUGAAGUCCUCGUCACCAAACGCAUCAGCGGCGUUUGGGACACUGAGUACGAAUGCUGCUGCGUUUUUCCCUUCACAGUCAACACGGCUUUCACAAUGAGGAUUAUGUACAGUACCACGGAUAUUGAGAUGACUGUAGGAGAUGCAGAUGAAUUCAAGUACAAGCAGUCGUCUGUAAGCGGUUGCACAGAGGAAAAACUUGUCUGGAGCCAAAUGACCGUCUCCACACUGCACACCACGUGAACCAUCUCAAUCGACUGACCAAAUGACAAGAUACUGACAAUCGACUGACCAAAUGACAAGAUACUGACAAUUGACAGACCAAAUGACAAGAUACUGACAAUUGACAGACCAAAUGACAAGAUACUGACAAUCGACAGACCAAAUGACAAGAUACUGACAAUUGACAGACCAAAUGACAAGAUACUGACAAUUGACAGACCAAAUGACAAGAUACUGACAAUUGACAGACCAAAUGACAAGAUACUGACAAUUGACAGACCAAAUGACAAGAUACUGACAUUUGACAGGCCGAAUGACAAGAUACUGACAAUCGACUGACCAAAUGACAAGAUACUGACAAUCGAAUGACCAAAUGACAAGAUACUGACAAUCGACUGACCAAAUGACAAGAUACUGACAAUCGACUGACCAAAUGACAAGAUACGGACAAGUGACAGACCAAAUGACAAGAUACUGACAAUCGACUGACCAAAUGACAAGAUACUGACAAUCGACUGACCGAAUGACAAGAUACUGACAAUCGACUGACCGAAUGACAAGAUAGUGACAAUCGACUGACCGAAUGACAAGAUAGUGACAUUUGACAGACCGAAUGACAAGAUACUGACAAUCGACAGACCGAAUGACAAGAUAGUGACAUUUGACAGACCAAAUGACAAGAUACUGACAAUUGACUGACCAAAUGACAA